Messenger RNA from Cladocopium goreaui, 4059 nucleotides. The record is from the annotation of a GenBank genome assembly. NCBI's taxonomy places the organism in Eukaryota, Dinophyceae, Suessiales, Symbiodiniaceae.
GAUUUGAUUUCGAAGUUGCAUAGGCUGGAGCAGUGGCAGCGUGAGGUUGAAAGUCAGCGAGGCAACCAGCCGGCAAAAGGAGGGUACACUAGAGGUGAUCCAAAAGCACGAGCUCGAGCUGCUGGCCCAGUAGGGGCUCAACAGGGUUUUCCUGGAAUCCCUCAGUUGGCAGCUCUGUGGAAGUUGGAGGAGGAAGCAGGCCCGGAGUUCUCUGGUCCGGCCUUUGGUUCAGUGGAGGAGGGCCCGGGCCCCCUGCCCGAUCUGUGUGAAGAGCAGUGUAUCUUCGUCUCCUUGAAUCAUCGAGAAGCACUGCAGAGGGUGCAUUUGGCCUAUUCUGCCGGGUUUUGGGCUAGGGUUAGUCUGGAAACGUUCACUGAUCAGGUUACUCCUUUGUCCUUCCCUGACACAGCCGCCCACUUCAUUGUGCUCCGUGCCUGUGGGAUUGGUGGUUACGUGCGCUUUGCAUCCCGUGAGCAUUUCAAUCGUUUGAGGGAUCAGAUUUUUGCAGGUGGCCUCGUCGCUUUCGGGUUUGAGUCAUUCGCUGAGUGCCUGCGGAGGGACGCCCCCUGCAGCAUUGCUGCUUGGCGCUGGCGGGCCUACUGCGCUUUGUGGUGCAGUGGGUGCAAAGUUCCAAAGAGCACCUUAAUUGGAUUGCAAGACAAAAAAAAUCAAAAAAAAGAACAAAAAAAGGCAAAAAAGGAAAACAAAACAAAUAAAAAAGAAUUCACGCCUGAUGUGCAAAAUGCGGCUGACAGACGUCAGUCGAAACAAGAGUCCGUGACGGACCACCGAAUUCAAAAUGCGGCUGAUUUCAAGCAGUCGAAACAAUAUACCAAAAGAGAAGUCAAGAGAAUGAAGAUCAAUGGAUCUCAACCUAGACAGUUGCCUUGCUGGCUGGCGCUGCUGUGCUUGAUGUGCUUGCCUGCCCAAGCUGCGUCUUCUUGCACGGAAAGCCCCGUGGCAUGCACUAGACCUAGCCCCCUGGAGGGCUCCCCGGGUGCGUCGUUUGGCGGUGGGUUAGCCGCGGCCAAUGUGACCCUUUGCAAUGGUCUGUGCGGCAGCUGUUCUGCAGUGAAGUUCGCGCGCUGUGCGCCUUCGAACUCAACAUGCGCUGCGCCUCAGUGCCAUUGCAGUGAACUCCUGCCACCAAGCAGCGAGGCCAUUUUUGCAUCUUGGCUGGCACCUACCGAGAGUGUCUUGGUUGGGGGUACUCUCAACCAGUAUAAGAAACACCCACCUCGACGGAAAUAUGCCAAACGGGGUGAGGGGAAUAGCCAUACUCUGGGUGAACAAACCCGGGAUUUGAUUGCUGCUUUGAAACAGUGCCUCAACAAUGAACCUUCACUGGAGCAUUUGUGGUCGGCCCUACAGGCCACUGUCGCCCAGACGGUGCCUCAUAGGACCAAAAAGAGUGGACCCAAGAAAAAGAAACUGAAAAGCGUCGGCUCCAAACCUCCUGCUGACACAGGCGGGACUGAUGAAAAGGUUCUCUGGUGGACUGAUGAAACCGGUCACAAGAGAGCGUAUACCAUCAACCAAAGAGGGUGGUGGACUUGGGUACCUGAUGUUCCGACCUCAGCAAGCCAUCAUCAUCCUGCCAGCCGAGCAGAUGGCCACAAAGGCGAGCCGAACCAAGGUAGACUUGGCACUUGGAUGUCAGGGCUGAGGUCCACUGAUUGGGCCACCCAGCCUGUUCCCAAGCUCAUUUCUUUCCCUAAAAUUCGUGACUCCCUGAAACUUGGACAAAAGAUUGACGGGAACGUGGUUGAGAUAUGGAGCCCGGAUGUCCUGGAUGAGUUGAACACCUUGUGGUCAUGUUUUGGAAAAACUGAAGGUUUGACCGCCAUCCUUUUUGGAGAGGCCAGAGCCCAGAAUCCUGAGGCCACUUCGGCCAGGUUGUCAGUGACCCGAGGGUCGUUUGGACCAAAGCUUGAAGAAGGGUCGCUAUUGCGGAUUGGUCCUGGCCAAGGUCCUUGGCUCCCCGGCAGCAAGAAGGUUGACAUCAGCACCAUCCCUACGGUGCAAAGGGAAACCUUGCGAGUUGCUGCUCCAAGUUUUUUCAGGGUCCCCUUUAUCGGAGAUCGCAGAGAAGACUCACCAACCUUGAUUGUGCAAGCCUUAGCAAAUCUUGCUGAGGCACCUCUGCAUGAUUUUUUAGGGGGGCGCUGGAAUGCCCAUGAAACGAAGGAUGGCAAACAGCUUGUUGCUUUUUUACGCCUGAAGUCUUCCACUGUGGCUAAACUGAAACCUCUGAGUGGCCAGUCUGGUUUGUUUUUCACUCAUAUUAACCCCAAAGACAAAACGGAAUUUCAUCCUUUUUGGAUCCAGAGGAAUUCCCAAGAAAAUGACGAAACCUACUUUAGACGUGUUGCGGCUUUGCAAAAGGAGCGUGCUCAACCUAUGAUUUUCAGGUUUGGCUCUGGUGCUAACCUGGGCUUCUGCAAGAAACCCAGUGAUGUCUCCCCGGAGAAAGUCAGGAUGCAUGUUGCUCAGGGCGUCCCCCGGGCUUGGGGGAUUGGUGACUUGGAAUCAUUUUUGCAGUCUCAGGCAUGGUCUGAAAUUUCUGACCUUGUCCGCAAGCGAAACUCAUGGACUUUUCGGGCAAAGGCUCCGAAAGACAAUGCCACCACAGCAUCUUGGCAUUACGACAUCGGCUCUUCUGACAGCACAGACUGGACGAUCACGAUUCAGGUUGCGGUCCGGGCCCCUCAGGCUCCCCAGAAGAAUGUUUCUCUGCGAGGACCCAGGCGAGAAGUCACCUUGAAAGAGUUUUGGCCUGCAGCCAAGGUUCCUGAUCAUGAGGAAUUGCCCCAAGCGAAAUCUCCAACUGACUCUCAUACACCAGCCGGUGUCUCACCAGUUGCAACUGAGGGUGUCCGUAGCAGUGCUCGUGACCGCACUCAACGCAGCAGGUCACCAAAGCGAUCUGAUGAGGUCGCUCCUACUAUCCCUGAGACUCAGGAAGACGAGAGCAAAGAAGACGAAAACAUGGGAAACACCGAGGCGAGUAGACCUCCCAAAAAACAGCGUUUGGUUGAACCCAGUGACCCUCAAGAGGCCCUCAGCAGUUUUGGGUGGCAGCAGUGGGACCAGCACGGAAAUGGAAAGUCAGAUUUUGAUGCUUGGCUCCACAACGCAGCCAAGCCCACCACUUGGGCUGAUGGUCGCACCAUCCAGGCGGCCAGUGAGAAACUUGGCUGCCCAGUGGUGAUUUGGAAUAAGGAUGGGAACACGUACACUAGAUACGUGAUUGCACCCAAGUUCAGCCGAGGUUUUGCUUGUGGUAGCACUGGUUGCAACCCCAUUUGCCUUCUUCUCACUUCCAAACACUACACUGCCCUGGUGCCUCCCCCUACCGGUUCCGUCCCUCACAGUUGGCUUCGGGAAACUCCGGAUGUUGUGAUUGAUCUCUCUGGCGGAGUUGGUGGUGUUGCUUCGGGUUCCGCUGGGCUUGCGCCUGUUGGGCCUUCUCCCCCGUCGGUGCGCGCUGGUGGCUCUCCUUCCCAGAGGACUUCCUCUUCUGCCGGCACCCCCUCCGUGCACUCCCUCGCCUCUCCUGCUCCCUCCAUGGCUCAGGGUUCGGCGGGGCGGGUUGGCGGUUUGCUUGGCUUCUGUGCGGCUUCGUCCUCGCGUUCCCCCUCCGUGCACUCCUUGGUCCGGUCCGCUGCGUCUGUCCGCCCUGGCGUUUCCGGUGCUGUCCCCAGUGUUGCUCUGCCCCCGGUCACGCCCGUGCCCGCUCGGAGUUCUUGCGCGUCGGUCCCCACUCCGUCCGUCCGAUCGGUCACUCCGGUUCGCCGCUUGCGGUCUAAGACCUUUUGUGCGGACGCUUUCGAGUCGCGCUCGUGUCCUUCGUCGGGUCAUCGCUGUGUGAGCGCCGCCGGUCCUGUGUCUGGUCCUGUCACCCCGUCCGUCCACUCGGUCGUCAAUCUUGCUUGUCGUCGCCCUGCGCGUGUCUCCAUCAGGUCAAGCGCCCUGUCAAGCGCAAGGGCGCCCGAAACUUGGAUUGGCCAUGCGAGGCUUGUGGAAGAGUGUGCAGACAAGCUCAAUUGGGUUCUCUAA